UCCUCGCCGUCGAUCCCGCUCAUUGUCGUUUAGGUUUGUGGGUUAUGGCGGAGGAUCAGGUGCGUCUCCGGAGUGAUUCGGUCGCAGCCAGGCGGAUUGUGGCAUCCUUCCUCGAUUUCUUGCGCUCAGUGGAAGUUGUCGAUGGCGUGGAUUCCGAAGGGCUGGAGGUUGCUGCGCAGUGCUUGACGGAGAUUUUCGACCUGCGCAGCGGCAGUGAGAAAUUAUCGAAGGUCUCGCUUGUUGACGUUAUUACGCAGUCGACACACUCUCAUGAAAAAUCGGACUUGAAGAAAUCGAGUACUCCUGAGCUUGAUUCUCAAAAUGUGUACCGGCAAUUUGUCGAAGGUCUUGAGAGUGCCGGAUUUUUUUCCUCUGGCACCAGCGAGAACCGUGUACCUCAAGCUGAAUCUACAUUCCAAGAGACUUUAAAGGCAUACAAGGGUAAGGAUGAGUCUGAGCUGCUUGCUGAAGCUUUCAAAGCUCAAGGCAACGGAUCAAUGGCCAGUCAUCGUUAUGUUGAGGCUAUUGAACUGUAUACUCUAGCGAUUUCACUAUCCAGCAACAAUGCGAUAUAUUUUGCGAACAGAGCAGCUGCUCACACGCAAGCUGGAAACCAUGGCGCUGCUAUUACGGAUUGCCACAAGGCCAUAGAGAUAAAUCCUCGAUAUAGCAAGGCUUACAGUCGCUUGGGUCUUGUCCAUUACUCUCAAGGACGAUACCUUGACGCAGUUGAGUGGUUCACUAAAGCUUUAGAAGUGGAUCCCUCAAACACGUCUGCAAGUGAUAACCUUCAGAGUGCGAGACAAAAGCUUGUUGAAGCGCUUCGUGGAAGCAGCCAAUAUCAAGAGCCCGGUGCAUGUGUUGUAAAUGUGACUGCACAAUUCGAGACAAGUGAUAGCGAAAACUCGUCGCCAGCAAGAAACUCGGACGCACAGGCGGCCAGUGGCGCCACGGCCGAAGAACAGACACAAGAACAACAUCCACAAGAUCACGAAAGAGAGGCCCGGAGAGACGGCAGCAGUGAGGCCAGGACAAAUCCUCCCGAGUUCCAACCGGACGGUCUCUCGGGCUUGCUACAGUGCGUAAUGCAAGGCAUCCAGCAGGGCGGUGCCGGACUGGAGAACUUGGUUCCAGAAGUUGCAAACAUGGUCCGAGGAUUUCCAGCCGAGAACUUUGCGUCAGGGGCCACUGCUACGUUCGAUUUCGCUGAGACGCUCCAGUCGGCGAUCCAAAACCUGGGAAUCCCAGCGAGUCAGGCCCAGCGGAAUCAAAAUUCUUCGCAGCAACAGCAGCAGCAAAAUCAAAACCAAAGUUCGCAGGAGUGAAGAAAGUUUUCCGCCAUUCGUGCUCGUUUUGUAGGCAAGGCCUUAAGAGAAGAAUUAAGCGGUAUAUUUAGAGGUUUGUGCUGCCAUGCACAAGAAGGAAA
Molecule: messenger RNA, 1426 nt
Organism: Selaginella moellendorffii
Lineage: Eukaryota; Viridiplantae; Streptophyta; Lycopodiopsida; Selaginellales; Selaginellaceae
Product: small glutamine-rich tetratricopeptide repeat-containing protein-like
Exons: 10
Coding region: 45-1325 (426 amino acids)
Biological process (GO): post-translational protein targeting to endoplasmic reticulum membrane
Cellular component (GO): TRC complex; membrane
Molecular function (GO): molecular adaptor activity; protein binding
Source: RefSeq, a predicted model, not a curated record